Molecule: messenger RNA, 1975 nt
Organism: Daphnia carinata
Lineage: Eukaryota; Metazoa; Arthropoda; Branchiopoda; Diplostraca; Daphniidae
Exons: 5
Coding region: 1-1128 (375 amino acids)
Source: RefSeq, a predicted model, not a curated record
AUGAACCGUUACGAGUCAGCGUAUCGAGAUUACACCAUUCAGCGAGGCUCUGGCGGAGGAGGAGGUUCGGCGGACGAGUCGACCCUCUAUCCCCAGAGGCCGGAGCGGAGCAAGAGCGGUCGAGCCGGAAGGGUUGUCCGGCCCGGUGUCAAAGACACGGCCACCACAAGCGACAGCAGCGCUGAAAGUCAUCUCGGAUUCGACGGGACGACUCGCAUGAUGAUAGCGCAGACCAAUCCGGGAUUCUCCAGCACCGACGAGGAGUCUUUCAUCCAUCAGCCGCAUCUCCACCGGCACCACCAGAUCUCGUCCCGCGAACUCUCCGAUCGCAGCGGCGGCGAACGAAGCAAUCCAGACUUCUUGGUGGCCAACGACGCCAUCCAAACUUAUCAGAGAUCGCCCAGUUUGGGAAGUGGUUCCCUGUCGAUGGACGAAGAGCGUCGGGAAGAGCGCUAUCGUUACGGCCAGCACGAAGAGAAUAAUAGGUCGACGUCGGUCGAUCACGAGGUGCCCGAGAUCUACAUCCCGCAACCGGAAUUCCUCACCCGAAUGCCUACGUCGGAACUCAGUCAGGGAUCGUAUAGGACGUACAGGACAGUACCGCCCUACACAGAGGAUGCUACUCUACGUUCCAAGACGUCCAAAAGGGGUGGCAUCGUGAUCGAGUCGUCUAGGGCGCCACACCCAAUGUGCCCCAAUACUCGCAGUUGUUGCUGCCUUAUGUUACUGUUCAACCUCGGCCUUUUGCUCAUCUGUCUCGGCUUCGUUAUCGUUCUACAGCUGAACGAUCCGCCCUUCGUUUGGUAUUUGGGAGUGUUUAUGUUGGUGUUUGGCUUCGUCAGUCUCAUCAUCGGCCUUGUCUUUUGCGCUUGGAUGUGCCGCGAAGGAUCACCUGACGCUCCCCUACCGCCCAACAGCGAACUCUAUUGGACGCACCACUGGCGCAAGACAAUUUACCUGCCCGAAUCUCACGGCCGUGUUCACGAAACGACCGUCAAAACUCCCAUACCCGAAGAGGAACAGUAUCCCUAUGCUGAUGAGAGCGAUUCUUAUAGCGGUGGCGACGGUCAACCGCACCAACAGCGCUACCAUCAUCACAGCAACAAUACCAACCACGGACGUUACUAAAAAAAACAAAAAAAAAACAAGAAAAAACAUUUUUUUUUUUUUGUACAAAAGAAUUUGUUCCCCCCCCCCCCCCGUGGGUCCGUUUGACUUCCUCCUUCCGAAAUAACAAACAUUUUCUUUGUCGAGUCUUUCUUUGAGUACUAAAAUGAGAAAAACGCUAGGAUCAAACACACAAACAGUUGCGGUAAUUUUUUAAUUGGGAAAUAAAUAAGGGCCCGUAAACGAUGUCGAUCAAGUUGCCAAAAUAAUCGUUAAAAAAAAAAUUGACCAACAACAUUUUGAUUAGGGCUGUCUUUUCACCCCCCCCCUUAGUAGGGCCCUAUGCAAAAAUAAUAUAGUCGAAAUACUGUGUUGUGUGUUUUGACUUUAACAUAUCCUAAUCACAGCAAUCAACGAAAUCAAGACUUGUAAAUAUUAUUCCCCUCCUUUUCUCUCUUUCUCUGUCUCGUAAAUAGUCACGGUUUUAUAAUCUCGCGGUACGCGCAUCCGGCGGAAGAGCUUUUGUCGAGUCUUCCUCUUUUUGCGACUUUCCCCCAAUUCUUAGCGAUUAUAAUAAUAGGUGAAAAAAAAAAAAAAACUAAACAAAAAAAAACAAACCAUCGUACUUUAAUAAAAUUAUUAACCUUCAUUGUACGAAAAACAAAAUUAUUAAUAUUUGUGUACGCUUAAUAACUAAAUGUCUAGGAUUAGAUGAUUUUCGUUUCCCCCCUCCGUGUGUAUACGCGCACGUAUGACCCAUCUGGCAUUUAUUUUGAUCACAUACUCGGGGUAUAAUGUUCCCCACCUCGAAACAACAACAACACACAAAAAAAAAAUUUAAAAAAAUACAAUCUAUUUGGUUACGAUC